Messenger RNA from Monomorium pharaonis (pharaoh ant), 915 nucleotides. It is a transcript of the gene Vlet, whose product is annotated as COMM domain-containing protein 10. The transcript is spliced from 3 exons. Bases 151 to 744 code for a protein of 197 amino acids. Lineage: Eukaryota; Metazoa; Arthropoda; Insecta; Hymenoptera; Formicidae. The record is from RefSeq and is a predicted model, not a curated record.
UUAGUGUUUAGUGAAAGAGAAAUGUCGAAAAUUUGUAACGUUAUAUGCAUCAAUUUUUCAAAGUUAUUUUUUCGAAAGGACGGAGUUAUGACAUAAUAAUUAAAAUACUGUAAGAAAAGUGAUAUUUAAGAAUUUCGUUUCACACAUAAAAUGGCGACCUGGAUCAACAUAACUUCAAAACUGGAGCAAGGUUUAAGGAUAGUAACCAGAGUGGAUAAUAGCAAAUUCCGACUUCUUGUCAAUCGUAUAUGCCGGACUCUGCAGUCGAGCGUAGACACAAAGGUGUUCAAUGAGGAGGAAGAGGAAAAGCUGCUAGUUUCCUUAGAUCUGACGAAAGAUGAAUUGGCUCUUCUACUGGAUACCGUUACAUCUACCUAUACGCAGGCUGCAUGUAGCACAGUCAAACCAUCUGUCAUGGAAGCAGUCAUGAAAGACAGUUUUAAAUUAGAUGAAGAAAAGAUAUCCAUCUUUACAAAUGCCUGGAUGACUUAUGGAAAAGGCAUUGUAGAGAACCUUAGACAACAAUCUAUUUUUCCUACUCAGGUGAAAGAUAUCAACUGGUGCCUAAAUGUGCAAUCAUCGUCGUCUACAAUUUCUAAAGAUGCACGACCUGUAGCAUUACUCCAACUUGGUCUGACUGGUGAUAAGACAUCUACGUUAACAGUGGAAUUUGAUAAAAAGCAAUUGACAGAGCUUUAUUAUAAUUUAGAGAAAAUUCAAUCUCAGCUAGAUUUUCUUAAAUAAUAGGAUUAAUGUAAAUAUUAUAUACAUAUAUUCUUUAUUUACUUGAGCACCUAAUAAUUAUAAUUUAUUGUAUAAAAAUAUUUUUCAAAGCUUUUUUAUAUGUGAUUAUAACAUCAACAAGUGUUAUUUCUAACUCUAUAUAUUUUUUAAAUAAAUUAAAGUUAGAAAUAA